Messenger RNA from Rubroshorea leprosula, 1128 nucleotides. NCBI's taxonomy places the organism in Eukaryota, Viridiplantae, Streptophyta, Magnoliopsida, Malvales, Dipterocarpaceae. The record is from the annotation of a GenBank genome assembly.
GUCAGGGAAAAGGGCAGGUCAUAAAAACGGAGAUUUAUCAAAAAUCUUGAAGGCAUUAUUAUGGUAUCUACUCGAUCCAAAAUCCCUACCUUGGUGAUAUUGAAACAUCAACUGGACACUGGGCCUAGGGACAGGGAAAAGGACAAAUCGAUUCUUGAUUUUAUGGAUAUGAAAGUGUAAAUAUUUCCCCUUGUUAUACUUGAAGAAAAACAAAGAUAUACACCAACCAUGCAUGUUCUAAAUUAACAACUACAUCUCAACACUAUUUGAUUGCAUGAGUUAUAUCUGAAUCACUGAAUAUAUUUCCCCAUCUCUUCUCCUUGUCAAGACAACGAUGGAGAUCCAAGCGCAGCAGCAGCAAACUACGUACGGGAGAAGGAGAAAUCUCCUUAAAAGCAUCUUCUCACUUUUUAAAGCUCUGGUUUCCCCCCCUUUUUUUUUCCUCUUUUUUCUACUGUUCUCAGUGGAUGCCUCAUCUGACUCUUAGAGGGCCUUUGUUUACUUGCUUCUGAAAGACUCUCACUAGUCACUACUGGCAUUCCAUCACCAUCAUCAUUCCUGGCCUUUGUUGCUUGCUUACGAGACGCAUUGGACCUUUUAACUUUAACCUUCUUGGAAGCAUAUGCACAUUGGCCAGGUCAAAUGAAUUAAGAUCGUCCAUUCGUUCAGCACAUGUUCUAGAACAGGUGCACUUUCAUCUUUAUUUUCCAGACCAUCUUCGACAUCCUCAGAUUCCUCAUCAUCAGGUGUUUCUGCUGCAGUUUGGAUCAGCUAGAUUUUCCACCAUGUCUAACAGAAACAUCUUCAUCACACAUACUGGGUGACAUUUCAUGGUGAGGCAGCUUUCCAUGAUUGUAAUCCUUCAAUAUCUGGCAGGCUGUUUAGUUUCAUCAGGUAGUCCACUCGUCACUUGACAGAACAUACCCACAAGAAGCACAAUAAGUUCUCAUAAGUUGAGGUGCCAGUGGCGGCCUGGAUUGUGGCUCAUAUGGUUUCAGUUUUGGUAGUUUAAUCUUGUAGUCAUCCUCAAUUACAUGCCUCGGCAUUUGAUUGGCUAUACAACCAAAUGUAAAUAUCAGGGCUAGAACUUGUAUCCCUAAUCACAACAAAUAGACAUCAAAGAAACAA